Mizuhopecten yessoensis (Yesso scallop) is the source of this 7645-nucleotide messenger RNA. RefSeq names its product von Willebrand factor A domain-containing protein 8-like. The coding region runs from base 115 to 4305 and encodes 1396 amino acids. Gene Ontology annotation, cellular component: cytoplasm. Lineage: Eukaryota; Metazoa; Mollusca; Bivalvia; Pectinida; Pectinidae. The transcript has 7 exons. Gene Ontology annotation, molecular function: ATP binding; ATP hydrolysis activity. The record is from RefSeq and is a predicted model, not a curated record.
UUCCGAAAUACAAAAUGUCUGCGCCCUUGGCACGUUGGACUUUGGUCACAGAUAUGAAGUUUACCUGUAUGCGUACUAUAUAACGACUCUACUGUCGUCGAUCAGUGACAACAGAUGUUCCGUUUAGCCAAGAUGAGCGUUGAUCGCUCAGUUCGCCGGUUAAAGGUGCUCCAGGCGAUUCUUCAGGAUGGCUAUCUACACAGCAAAGACAGCAUACUUGCCAUUCGCUGGUGUUCAGGGAGUGGCACUAAGGAGGGUGUGGUCAGUAUUGGGGACAUCAGCCUACCGCUGAGGAAUGGGCGCGCUCCUGAACUGAUCCCUGUCAAAUAUUUAUCAGAGAACACACCUCAGUCCGUUCUUAGACACCUUCGAUGGAUCAUGCAGAAAGAUGCCAUUGGUCAGGAUGUCUUCCUUAUUGGUCCUCCUGGUCCCUUGCGUCGACAGAUUGCUAUGAUGUAUUUGGAGCUGACCAAACGUGAGGGUGAAUACGUGUCGCUGUCUAGGGAUACGACCGAGAGUGACCUCAAGCAGAGACGCGAGAUCCGGUCAGGAACGGCCUUCUAUCUGGACCAGUGUGCAGUGCGAGCCGCUUUGGAGGGCCGGAUUCUCGUAUUAGAAGGUAUCGAAAAGGCAGAGCGUAACGUUUUGCCUAUCCUCAACAAUUUGUUAGAGAAUCGUGAAAUGCAGUUAGACGACGGGCGCUUCCUAAUGGCGGCUGACCGUUAUGACAAACUCUUAUCCGACCAUACUCAGGAGGAGCUUGAUCAGUUGAAACUUGUACGUGUUAGUGAGAAUUUCCGUGUGCUUGCUUUGGGGCAUCCUGUUCCCAGAUAUCAAGGUAACCCUUUGGAUCCGCCGUUGAGGUCAAGGUUCCAGUCACGAGACAUAAGCUCUCCACCUUUCAAUGAACAGCUCGAUGCAUUACAAGUAGACACGAAAAACGUGCCGUCUCAGCGGUUAUCGCAAGUGUUAUCCUUCGCUACAGCGAUUUUAACAAAGGAAUCGUCGUCACUAGGUUUACCUGAUUUCCCCAUAUCCAAUUUAGUCAACAUCGUACGGAUGAUGGAUUCUGUACCUCUCAUGUCCUCCCAAAUAUUACUGCAGAUGCUUUACCCCUACAACACCAUGCUUGGUAAGGAUGGAAGGCUUGCUGUGGAAAGAAUUCUACAAAAGUUUGAAUUGAUGGAUGGUAAAAAGCAAAAACAUCUAAAGAUUACUUCAAUAAAACCGAGGGAUGAUGGUUCCACUCAGGUCGUGCUUAAUGAACGGUUUCCUCUCUCGGUCAACAAUGGGUUAUUCCCACAAGAUAAUAAAGUUGGAGGGCGUAACUUCGUAAUGACAAAGUACCACGAGUCUCUCCUAUCUGAGCUCAUGUUGAGUCACAUGUGUAAAGACUUGUGUAUCGUCGGUCCUAAGGGCAGUGGGAAAAGUGCACUAGUUGGAGAACUCGCAGUGUUACUAGGUUAUCACAUCGAACCCAUCAUGCUCUAUCAGGACAUGACGUCACGCGACCUUCUGCAGCAGCGAAUCACGCUGCCCAACGGCGACACGUCAUGGCGUCUAUCACCCCUUGUCACAGCGGCUAUGGAGGGCAGUCUAGCGGUCCUUGACGGUGUUCACAGAAUAAAUCAGGGAUCAUUCUCCAUCCUUCACCGGCUCAUUCAUGACCGUGAACUUCAGCUGUUUGACGGAUCGCGUCUUCUUAGACACGACCGAUUUCAAAAGAUGAAAGCAGAACAGGCUUUAACUGAUGAGCAAAUGAGAGAAAAGGGGAUACUGGCCAUUCAUCCAUCGUUCCGAAUGAUUGCUUUGUCAGAGCCACCCGUUGUUGGAAGUACUAAGCAGCAGUGGAUGACCCCGGAACUACUUACAAUGUUCCUGUUCCAUAACCUCCGACCGUUGUCUCAGACUGAGGAGCUUGAAGUUAUCCACAAGGUGGUCAAGAAUUGCCCUGACAUGAAUGGCCUCGUCAGCUUUGUCCACAAACUGCGGUCGUCCACAGACCCUGCGAUGACCUCUAUUGCAUCAUCAUUAUCAACCAGACAACUGAUUCGCGUAGCCAACAGAAUCGCACAAUUCCCAUCCAAAGAUGUCUUCGGGGUCAUCGAGAAAGCAUGUCUGGCUAGGUUUUUGCCCCAGCUGCCUAAGGCUGGUCUUCACCAAUCUAUGGAGACUGCAGGUAUAAAACCUAUGAACAGCUCUAAAGCAGACGCACUGGCACUUGACUGGUCCAUCACGAGCGAGGUAGAUAACGGAACGUUACGUAUAGGACAUACAACAGUUCCCUUGUUUAAUCCUGACAACAAGACAAAAGUUCCUGAUGUGCUGUUCUACGAUAAUCCCCAGCAUCUUAGUGUUAUGGAGGACAUGUUAAAAGACUUUUCACUGGGCGAGAAUUUGUUGUUAGUUGGGAAUCAGGGUGUGGGGAAAAAUAAGAUAGUGGACCGAUUUCUAUAUUUGCUCAACCGUCCCCGUGAGUAUAUACAACUGCAUCGAGACACAACCGUCCAGACCCUGACUCUUCAACCCACCGUCAAGGAUGGCGUCAUCGUAUACGAGGACUCGCCUCUCGUCUCUGCCGUGAAGCAGGGCAACGUCCUGGUGGUGGAUGAGGCAGAUAAGGCGCCAACACAUGUAACAUGUAUACUGAAAACAUUAGUUGAGUCGAAGGAAAUGCAUCUAGCCGACGGUAGACGGAUAGUGGCACCGCAUUCGAACAUACCUCCUUCUAAUAAUAUAAUCAAAUGUCACCCCAACUUCAGGAUGAUUGUUCUUGCAAAUAGACCAGGAUUUCCAUUUUUAGGAAAUGAUUUCUUCGGAUCAAUGGGUGACAUCUUUAGUUGUCAUGCAAUAGACAACCCAGAUAUGGAAUCCGAAUUAGCAAUGCUGAGACAGUACGGCCCAGACGUACCGGAAACAACACUGAAAAAAUUGGUGCAGGCCUUUGGGGAACUACGAAGCAUGGCAGAUCAAGGAUUAAUAGCGUAUCCAUACUCUACACGUGAGGUUGUCAACAUUGUCAAACACAUACAAAAAUACCCCGAGGAGGGACUCACAACAGUCGUCCGCAACGUCUUCGACUUCGAUUCGUACAGUAACGAGCUCAAAGACACAAUAGUACAGACCAUGCAUAAACAUGGAAUUCCGUUUGGGGCAACAGAAGCUGUGGUAAAUCUUGCCAAGCAAAAGGAGCUUCAGAUCACCUACGACCGAGAGAGCGGUCGCAAGGCGGAUGGUCCAAAACACGGAAAGAUUGAUAAAAGCAACACCCCACAUGUAGGCGGUAAUCAGUGGGCGGGCGGCACUGGCGGCAGCAAUACUGCAGGCUUAGGCGGUUUUGGAGGACCUUACCGACUUGACGCUGGCCACCACGUGUACCAAGUACCGCAAGCGGAGAAAGACGCCGUGCCGGAAGAAGUCCGCCAGGCAGCGCGCGAGAUUGCUCAGAAAGCGUUCAAGGACAGACUCCGCGAAAUUAACAUGAGCGAGUAUGAUGCAGAAACGUACAACAAUUUCCUUGACCACGUGCGCGGCCAAAUCCAGUCCCUACGGGUAAUUUUGGACAGUCUUCAGGCUAAGGGCAAGGAACGGCAGUGGCUAAAAAAUCAAGCAUACGGCGACUUGGACGACGCUAAGCUUAUCGAGGGCAUUACAGGGGAGAAAUCUAUCUACAAGCGUCGUGGAGAAAAAGACCCCGAGCUAGGAACACCACAAGAGAAACCGAAGCGCAUGCGUCUGGUUGUUGACUUGUCCGGCAGUAUGUAUCGCUUCAACGGCUAUGAUGGCCGCCUGGAACGCGAGAUGGAGGCCGCGCUCAUGAUGAUGGAAGCCCUGGAUGGAUAUGACGAGAAAAUUAAAUACGAUAUUCUCGGACAUUCUGGAGAGGACCACAAGGUCCAGUUAGUGAAAUCGGAUAAGGCCCCAGCGAAUAACAAGGACCGUUUAGUGGUUCUAAAGACGAUGCAUGCACACUCUCAGUUUUGUCUAAGUGGCGACAACACCCUAGAAGCGACGCGUCACGCAAUCAAUGAUCUUGGCGAGGAGGAAGCUGAUGAGCACUUUGUUAUCAUUUUAAGUGAUGCAAAUUUUGAUCGGUACAAUAUUUCACCUAAAAAGUUCGGAGAGAUACUCCGGUCUAACGAUAAGGUGAACGCCUACACGAUAUUUAUAGGUUCCCUGGAUGACCAGGCGGCCCAGUUGAUUAAACACCUCCCGUCGGGACACGCCUUUAUUUGUUUGGACACCAAAGAUCUACCACAGAUCUUACAGCAGAUCUUCACUUCUACCAUGCUCUCCUCUAGUUAGGCUCGCGUGUCUACCUACUUAACAGACAAAUGUUGAAAAUAAAAUACAGGGAACAUUUUAAAUUGUAUCAAUGUACGUUUUAACAUUAACAUUGAUUUAUAUCUUUAAACAUUAGCGUUCAUGAUUCAUGUCGUAAGGGAUUUAUCAUGAAACUGGGGAUGUUUAGAUGUUGAUAGAUUCAUGCUUUCGUUGUCUAAGUAAAGGCUUGUAGUAUUUUGUAGAUAAUUAAAAAUUAAGACUUUUGUCUUAAGACGGCUGUUGUUAUGACAAAAUCACCAAAUCUCUGAUCUAACCGAUGCAUAUGUCGGUGUUGGUUACAUAUCGUGUAUAUUAUAACACUGCUGUUUAUUUCCAAGCGAGAAAACUUGUAAAUAUGUCGUUUCAACAAUGACAAUUAGACGUUCUCAACAUCCAAAUAUAUAAGAAUGUGUGCUCUAGUAAGUAAGGUAAAUAUGUUUAAAGAAUUACUCCAAAGACAUACUUCAAUGGAAAUGAAUAUACAGGACCAUUAAUCACAAGAGUAAUGUAUCAAUAAACUCUAGUAUAUAAUGUAUUUAAUUAGUCAGUGAGACAUUAGUUGUACAAUUCCCAAAGCAACCGGCUCCAUUUUUAGACAACGCAAUGACUGCUUGGCGACGACAUCAAUCAUACUAAUUACGAAAUACACGAACACAUUAUGUAUCAUAUGAUUUCUGUAAUGUCCUCUUUCAGGCCACAGAACCAUUGAACCAUGGAAUGUAUCAAAUGAAAUUCCCGGUUAUUCAUUUCUGAUUUUCCUUUAAAAUAAAGUUAAACCAUUUUGAAUGUGAAUUGUGUGUCGUUUAUAUACGAUUGACUUGAUAGUAUGUAGUUGAACAUUGCACAGACUAUGUUAUCGAUAUUAAUGUUUUUCUGCGUUUUUCUCUUUUCUUUUUUGGAUGUGCUUUUAACAAUAUUAACAGUGAUGCUUCCUUCCAAAGCAAAGUUUCAAGAACUGUUAAAUAUAAUAAUUUGUUUCACGAAGGCUAGAAUCAAAAUGACAUGAAAAAGUAUAGCGAACAUGUGACCUCUUUAAUGUUUAUGUUAGAAAAUAAAGGUGUUAUUAAGCUUAUAGUAUGCACUUGAGAUCAGGAUAGUAUGACGUGGAACUUAGAACUUGUACAAUAUCAUAAGAAACUUGUUACCUGUGGCCAUUCUCACACGUUGAUCCAAUGGAUGUGAUGGGGAGGGAGGUAACAAGUACUCCUACCACAAGGAUUUGACCACAAGGAUUUGACCACAGGAGGUUGUACUAUUUAACUGAUCUGAUAAAACGGGUCUAUGACGUGUUGUGGCACAUUCUAUUUAUUAUCUAUUGUAUGUACAUCUAGAUGAUGACGUGACUGUUACUGUAUCUUGUGAUACCGGUGUACAAAGGAACAUUGUUUAUCUUAUGUAUAUUGGUUUGUAGAUGGUUCGGUAGAACGCAUUUGUGUUAAUGUGUGUAUUUGUAUUGCAUAUAAUGAUGGAAGAGGUUAGGGCUAGGGUUAACAGCCUGAUUAUUUCAAUGACUCGUUGAUUACUUUCUCAAAAUUCAGGUUCAAACUGAAUCUAUUAUCAAAGUCGAUGUGGCCAUUAUAUACUUCAUGGACGAACGCUGUAUAUACAAAUUGUAAUAUACAAACCAGAUGACCCAAAGUUUUCAUCAUAUCGACUUCUAAAUAAUUGCUGCAUGCAAUACGUUUGUGUCGAAUUCGAGAAAACAAACUAUUUGGGCAAAUGUCACUGUUAACAGUAUGUGGUUUUUGUUGUAUUUUUUUUUUCUGGAAUUGCAGGUAUCAAAUGAUUAAUUAUCUCUGUGCCCGGAAUCACAAAACGUAUUACAUGUAGCAUAGAAAACAUCCUCAAAGUCAUAUCUGUUUUAAGGGCUAUAUUUUAUCAAACGUUAAGUGAAAUGAUUAAUUUUAUUUCUGAUAUUUGAAACAGCUAAUAAAUUGCUUAAUAUCCAACAAUUUCCAGGAAGUCUGACAUUUUGGUAUAUUAAAGUAAGAACAAUAUUAUUAAGGCUUUGAAGCAGACAAAAAUAUAUCAGAAAUAUUUCAAAAUACAAAACCGACAGAAAUGAGACGCUGCAGGCACCAGGGACGCAGCUGUUAGAAGGUACGCAUUUGUCACUCUUUAUUUCGUCUGUGAUAGGUUAUCGUUCAUUUGAUGUCACGCACGGUACUUGUACGCGUAAGACGUUUGUUUACGUUAUUAUUGUAACACCCGCUGAUGUGUUAAAUUCGAAUUAUCUACACGUCUUUCUUGUAAUAUUUGCCGCGUACGUCAAUGUUUUGUCCGACUUGUAAUGUCUCCAGGCUUGUCUGGCCUGACACAUACCCAAAUUCUCAUUUGUAGUGUUUCCUUAUACGCUCUAUGAUGUACGAUAAGUGUAUAAGCUUGCAUUUAUAUCUAACUUUGUCUACAUAGAGAUAAUUUAAACAUUCUUCUAAGUCCGAUCAUGUGCUCGUUUUUGAGUGCUGGACAUUUCCUUUUGUUGAUUUUUGUGAAUAUAUUUAAACAGAAACAAAAUCAGUUGUUGAACACUGUAUGUAUGCAUCAUAAAUGAUAUUCACUUGAUCUGUUUUUUGUGAAAACAUUUCGACCGCGAAGAUAAGGGCCAUGCUAUAGAAUCUUCUUCCUAUAGAACGUCUGCCUGUAAACAUGUAAAGGUGGAAGUUUAGACGAUUUGAAAAUGUACGCGUUUGUUUUGUCGUUGAGACAAUUAGCGCAAAACUAUUCAUAGAUUGUGGAUAUAUAGGAUAUAAAGGAUAUAUAUAAAACUCAGAUUAUUAUCAACGCAAAACAAUCCACGCAGCGAUCAGUUUGAAAAGUUUGGAGCACGUGCAUUUCCAAACGGUAUACGUCCCACUUUUACAUUAUACUACUAAACACAAUAAAUUCGAGUUAAGUCUGGUAUAUACCGAAUUCAUUAACUGCUGCGUUCAGAGUGAAAUUGUACCUCCUUAUUUAUGACAUUGAACAAUAAAUUCAUAUCAACAUGUUGUAGUCGUUCUUUCCUUUUUUUCCUUUUUUUUUACAAAUUACAUCCAAAAUAGUGAACACUAUAUAUCUGUAUCAAGAUCAAAUGAUAGGGUUACAAAAAUAAGUUACGAUGAGAAAGGUUACAAAAAAGACAUGACUGGGGUGGGGCACACUAAUAAAAAAGAUAACACAUCAUAGGGUAGCUCCCACGAUCACACGGAGGCGAGAUCAGGUAUUCCAGAAACAUAUCCGGUUCCCGUACCACCUGCGGGCCUCCUUUUGAUGUCUUGCGUCCAAACCAGGCACGUUUAUAUGUCGUUAGCAAAACAAGAAACGGUGAACUUUUAGAAUUGUA